Molecule: messenger RNA, 1641 nt
Organism: Glycine soja
Lineage: Eukaryota; Viridiplantae; Streptophyta; Magnoliopsida; Fabales; Fabaceae
Product: S-adenosylmethionine synthase 1-like
Exons: 2
Coding region: 254-1423 (389 amino acids)
Biological process (GO): S-adenosylmethionine biosynthetic process
Cellular component (GO): cytosol
Molecular function (GO): ATP binding; methionine adenosyltransferase activity
Source: RefSeq, a predicted model, not a curated record
AGAUGAAAUAUUUCCCCCAAGAUCAAUUUUUUCUCUCCAUAAAAUAUAUGUAAAAUAAUUCAAAAUAUAAUUGCCAUUGUUUUUUAACUUAUUAUGUUUUUAUUCCCUUCUAGUUGAUUUUCCCAUGUCUAUAAAUACCAACCUGAAUCUUCUGCAUAGGACUCACAAGUCACAAAGCAUUUAGCAAAGCCGAAAAGCAGCUCAGAGUGGAGACCCUCUGAAACCUUGUAAUCAAGCUUGAGACUUGAGGAGAAUGGAUACCUUCCUGUUCACUUCUGAGUCGGUGAACGAGGGUCAUCCCGACAAGCUGUGUGAUCAGAUAUCUGAUGCAGUGCUCGAUGCCUGCCUGGAGCAAGACCCUGAAAGCAAGGUUGCCUGUGAGACAUGCACCAAGACCAACUUGGUCAUGGUAUUUGGAGAGAUCACCACAAAAGCCAAUAUAGACUAUGAGAAGAUUGUGCGCGAUACGUGCCGUUCUAUAGGAUUUGUGUCUGGUGAUGUUGGCCUUGAUGCUGACAAGUGCAAGGUAUUGGUGUACCUUGAGCAGCAAAGUCCUGACAUAGCACAAGGAGUCCAUGGCCACCUCACCAAGCGACCAGAAGACAUAGGAGCUGGCGAUCAGGGUCACAUGUUUGGCUACGCCACAGAUGAAACACCUGAGCUUAUGCCUCUCAGCCAUGUCCUUGCAACCAAGCUUGGCAUGCAGCUCACUGAAGUGCGCAAGAAUGAGAUCUGUCCUUGGUUAAGACCUGAUGGAAAAACUCAAGUCACUGUUGAGUAUGCUAAUGAUCAUGGUGCAAUGGUCCCGGUGCGCGUCCAUACUGUUCUCAUAUCCACUCAACAUGAUGAAACCGUUACCAAUGAUGAGAUAGCAGCAGACCUGAAAGAGCAUGUUAUCAAGCCUGUUAUUCCUGAGAAGUACUUGGAUGAGGAGACAAUUUUCCAUCUCAACCCAUCUGGGCGUUUUGUGAUUGGUGGUCCUCAUGGCGAUGCUGGUCUCACGGGUCGCAAAAUCAUUGUCGACACAUAUGGUGGUUGGGGAGCUCAUGGUGGUGGGGCCUUCUCAGGGAAGGACCCUACCAAGGUGGACAGGAGUGGAGCCUACAUUGCUAGACAGGCUGCCAAGAGCAUUGUGGCCAAUGGACUUGCCAGAAGGUGCAUUGUGCAGAUAUCAUAUGCAAUUGGUGUUCCUGAGCCAUUAUCAGUGUUUGUUGACACUUUUGGCACUGGAAAGAUUCCUGACAAGGACAUUCUCAAGCUUGUCAAGGAAAAAUUUGAUUUCAGGCCAGGGAUAAUUUCCAUUAACUUGGACCUUAAGAGGGGUGCAAGUGGCAGGUUCUUGAAGACUGCUGCUUAUGGCCACUUUGGAAGAGAUGACCCAGACUUCACAUGGGAGGUGGUCAAGCCUCUAAAGUGGGAAUAAUGCCAUGAAUAAAGCUGAUUGCCAAGAAACUAUGUUUGAUCUUAUAUGCUUUCAUACCUAAGAUCCGUGAUAUGAUUUUGCCUUAGCUUUUGUAUCUUUAUAAAUAAAUAAAACAUAUAUAUGUCGAGUUGAGUAUAUGAACAUACAAAGGAAGCUGCAUAGCAGCAUCAAUGUACUAUUGGAAGUUAAUGUUUGAGAUAUAUCCGUUACGAUCGCUA